AAAAGAACAUUUCACAUCAAUCAAAAUAAAUCAAUAAAAUAAAAAGAAAAGGAAAAGCCUUUUAGAGAGAGAGAGAAUGAAAGGAGGGAAAAAGAAAAACUCCGGCAUUCCGGCAGCUACAGACUCCCUAAAACCCCCGUCGGAACCCAGCAACGGUAACCGUGAGUUGCCGUCGGACGGUAUGUCGGAACCUCAAGGAGAAGAAGCUCAGCAGCAUCAGCAAGAGAGAGAUGAAGUUCCAGAAGAUGCCGCCGGCGACGGCGAGGAGGAGCUGGUGGCUUCGCCGGAGACCGGAGAAGAAGAAGAAGAGAAUGAAGAAAAAACUUAUGAAGAGGAGUUUGAAAUGGAAGGAGAUGGGUAUGAUGGUGAAGCUGAUAAUGAAAAACCAAAACUUGCUGAAGGGUUUUAUGAAAUUGAAGCUGUUAGGAGAAAAAGAAUACGAAAGGGUCAAGUUCAAUAUUUGAUUAAAUGGCGAGGCUGGCCAGAGACGGCAAAUACAUGGGAACCUGUGAAGAAUCUGAUGUCCUGUUCUGAUGUUAUUGAAUCAUUUGAAGAGAGCUUGCAGUCAGGGAAACAACGAUCCACACGCAAGCGUAAGCGAAAAUCUGGGGUGAUGCACACUCAGCCCAAGAAAAAGCAGCAGCAGCAGCAGCAGCAGCGUUCCCCUGCAGAUGCUACAUAUAAUGUGCCAGCAGUGAAGGUUAGGAUAAUUGAGAAUCCUACACCCUCACCUCCUCUGAAUGGUUUGAAGGCUACAAGUCAUAUGGACAGUAAUGGUAGUGAAUUGAACAGCAAAGAGGACAAAGUGAUGAAUGACAAUGGUUUGGAGUUGGGCUUCUCUCUAGAGGAAACAAGAGAGCAAAAUGAGUUGAAUUUGAAGUUGAGUGAAUUAAAAGGAGCAAUGUCAACCAAUGAAAACUCUGUGGAUAGAUCUGCUAAUGGUCUCUCAAAUGGAUUUGCAAAGGUCAAUGGUGCAGAGUCUCUUCAAUCUGAUCGCUGCACUGGAGCUAAAAAGAGGAAAUCUGGUUCUGUUCGGAGGUUUAAACAGUCUACCGCAGUUGUGAUGGAUAGUAUCCAAGAUGCUGCAGUAGGUGGUCCGUUGGCUACAUCUGUGCAGGAAGGAAGUCACAAUCUUGAAGUUGUGGGUAGUGGCUUUGUUCUUAAAAACAAGUCUGAUGAUUCCAAAGAUGCAUAUACAAUUACACAUAUAGUCAAGCCUAUGAGCUAUUCAACAUCUUUAUCCAAUGAUAUGCAGGACGUCUCAAUAACCUUUCUUGCCAAGAGGUCUGACGGUAAGGAAGUGAUGGUGGAUAACAAGUUUCUGAAGAUGAAUAAUCCACUUCUGUUGAUAAACUACUAUGAGCAGCAUUUGCGAUAUCAUCCCCCGCAAUGAGUUGGCUGCAGCGAAGGAAAGAUAGUUAUAGGUCAAUUAGCUUCAUCUGUUCCCCUGUGUUAUGUAUAAAAUGUUGUUGUAACAAGCUGUAGGGUAUUAACCUAUUACAUUUAUUAGGAAGGUUCAUAUAUAGCAUGCCAAAAUAUAUAUUAUGGGAAGCUUGUGUUAGGUUUAACUGAUUUCGCAAAAGAAAAUGCUUCAAAAUUCUAUCUCGAUGUAUCAACCCGAUACAUGAGAUGAUGAGGUGCAAAUGAUGAUAUUCUUCUGACCUUAUAGGUGUUUAAAACCAAUGUGAGUUCCAUUUGAUAGCUAUACAUUUAGAUUCUGGAGUGCAUGUUGCACAAUUGUUUCUCA
Messenger RNA from Nicotiana attenuata, 1747 nucleotides. Its product is annotated as chromo domain protein LHP1-like. Gene Ontology annotation, biological process: heterochromatin formation. Gene Ontology annotation, cellular component: nucleus. NCBI's taxonomy places the organism in Eukaryota, Viridiplantae, Streptophyta, Magnoliopsida, Solanales, Solanaceae. The transcript is spliced from 6 exons. The record is from RefSeq and is a predicted model, not a curated record. Bases 77 to 1393 code for a protein of 438 amino acids.